Molecule: messenger RNA, 2815 nt
Organism: Pectinophora gossypiella (pink bollworm)
Lineage: Eukaryota; Metazoa; Arthropoda; Insecta; Lepidoptera; Gelechiidae
Gene: fj
Product: extracellular serine/threonine protein kinase four-jointed-like
Exons: 2
Coding region: 301-1917 (538 amino acids)
Biological process (GO): cell-cell signaling
Source: RefSeq, a predicted model, not a curated record
GAGUGUAGAUGUGUCGAUCGAUAAAAUGAAUUAACUAAUAAUAUAUAAAACUUGCGUAUUUGCAGUGAAAAUUUACUUCCCGAAAUAGUGGAUUUUUAAAAAACUAUUCUGUAUGGAAAAGUGUCGUUCUAAAUACGAAUUUGUAUGGAAACUGUAUGGAGGAUAAAAUUAUAAAAAUAUUGUGACAGUGCAUAUGUGAUUUGAUUAAGUGGCCCUCGAGACAUUCUGACGUUUUUUUUUUGAUUGGAAUUUAUCUAAAAGAUUAAAAAUGUCGACGAAGUAACGGAGAGAAAAUCCAAGAUGGACGUCACAACGCCAGAAAAAAUGAAGGCUGUAUGCGAUAGGAUACCUACAUUAGAAGACCUAGAAAAAAAUAACAUUAAUAAUAAUUCCAAUGAAUAUUUAAGUAUGAAAAAAACUAAUUACGUAAUAUUUAGAUACUCUUACAAAGAUGAAAUAGCAAGAAGAAUGAAGAAAGAGUAUAAAUUUUACAAUUAUUGCAUACUUAGUGUAUCUAUUAGCUUCAUAUUGGGCCUUAUUAUAGGAGUUACAAUAAUGAGUUCUACCCAAACAUUUAACAACCAAAAAUUAACGAAAAACUCAACAAAAACUUCAAUUAGCAGAAGCCUUAAUUCCUUAAAAGUCGACGACUUAAAAGAUAUAGAAAGAAAAGAAAGGAAAGCUAAAAACAACUUUACAACGGUAUCUUUUACUGGAGUCGAUAAAUAUAAGAAAGAUAUCUAUCCAAAAGGACUUACGGAAGACAUGAAAAAUAUACUCAAAGAUACUAAGGAGUAUAAGCAAUUGACGUUUAACAAGACAAAUUUUGUUAUAAGUGAUAAAACAGUUCUGUAUAAUAACGUGUUUUGGGGUCCUGAAGUUGAAAACUCUAUGCCACAAGGCUAUGGGAUCAAUUCAGCAGAAAUAUGGGAACGAUAUGUCAGUCAAAGUGAAGUUGUGAAGAUGGAAACAGGCUGCGGCAGAAUGCAAAAUCGCUUAGUCACUUUCAAAGAUGGAUUACAAGCCUGUGUGAGGUACAGACAAAACACAGAUCAAAUCCAAGGCGAAAUAUUCAGUUUCUACGUCGCAAAUUUGCUAAAUCUAUCAAACUUAGCACCAUCAGUUGUCAAAAUUGUCGAUUUGAAAGACAAACUCUGGAAAAACGUAGCAGAAGACAUUGCUGCGGCCCAAUGGAAUUCGAAUAGGGCUGUUGUUCUAACCCAAUAUAUACCGAGUUUGGAGUCAGCGAAAAUACCAGAAAUUUUAAAGCCAUCAAACAGGCAUUUAAACAAAAAUGACGUGUUAAAAAUGUCCUUACGAGAGAAAGAAAGUGAGGAAUCGAAGCAGAUUUUAAUUGACAAGUUGAAAACGAAAAGUUUGAAAGUUAAAAGUGACAUCGAAGCAUCAGAUCACAUAGAAAUGGAAUUGAACAAAAAAACUGUAGAUUUAUUCGUUGAGUUAGCACAAUGGUCAGAUCUGAUCAUAUUUGACUAUUUAACAGCAAAUUUGGAUAGAAUUGUGAAUAAUUUGUUCAAUUUUCAAUGGAACAUUAACAUUAUGGAUGGCCCGGCUCAUAAUCUAGCGAAGAAAAUGGAUAGCGGGCUUUUAGUGUUUUUGGACAACGAAUCUGGUCUUCUGCACGGCUACAGAUUGCAGAAGAAAUAUAAUGUUUACCACAGUCUUAUGUUGGACAAUCUUUGUGUGUUUAGAAGAACAACAAUAGAAUCUCUAAAAACCUUGUACAAGGCAAAUAAUGUAGGUAUUAAAAUAAGCGAUAUGUUUCAUAGAAAGAACAACGCAGUUGUAAGGGACAUCCUACCUCCUUUGCCUGAGAAAAAUGCUAAAAUAUUACACGAACGGAUAGGAAGGGUGUUAAGUCAAGUUGAUGAAUGUGAACAAAAAUUUUCAAAUAGAUAAAUAAGUUGUUAAACAAACUUCAAAGAAAGAAUCUUUAAAGAAAAAAUCUUUUAAGAAAGAAUCUUCAAAGAAAGAAUCUUUAAAGAAAGAUAUGGCGUGUACUGAAAUCUACACAAAUGUCAUCCAAGUGCCAUCAGGGUGUUUAAAAAGGCCACAUGAAAGCAAUUCAUCUCAAAAAAAAAAAAACUUUUGUGAUCCAAUAGUUAGGCUAUUGCAGACUGAUCACAAUGUUCGAAAGUAAGAUGAUCCGUUUGAAAGCCACGUUAAACCGUUGGCCUCAGUUACUACUUACUUAAGUAAGUACGUAGUCGUUACAUGAGUCAAGUCAGGGGCGUAUGGCGGCUCAAUAGUAACCCUGACACCAGGUUUGAAGGGGUUGGUAAUCCACCUCAUAACCUACACGACAGAAGGAUCUAAAAAGCAAUAUUGCUAUUUGACAUUUGCGCUUUUUUAGGUGAAUUGUUUUAAUUUAGUCUUAUAAGCCCCCAAGAUCUUUGUAGACAUAAAAUUCUUUCAACCAACGACUGAAGUGAUAAAACCCUUUGUUUUUUAAGCAUUUUUUCGAUACCAAAUAACUAUUAUUUAUUAUUUAGGAAAACUAGUAGAAUGUAUCGUGCCAGUUGUAUUUCGAAGUGAUAUUUAAAAAUAGAUGUUGUUUAGUUUUUUUUUUGUAAAAUAUCUGUGUAUUUUUUAAUUUUUAUUUGUAAAUACGCUUCUGUAAUCAUCACUAAUUUAAGAGCCACGCUCUUGUCGGUGUAGCAUUCUCCAUUCUUGUCUAUCAAAGGCCACUUCACCUCCUCAUAAGACACGACGUUCGCCUUCUCUUUAAUCUGUUCCAUGUAGCUCUUCUUGGUCUUCCCCUUCCUCUCUUUCAUUCUAGCUUUCCUUCUAUGAUGUU